Messenger RNA from Vigna angularis (adzuki bean), 3016 nucleotides. RefSeq lists its product as uncharacterized. The record is from RefSeq and is a predicted model, not a curated record. The transcript has 3 exons. Bases 256 to 2418 code for a protein of 720 amino acids. Lineage: Eukaryota; Viridiplantae; Streptophyta; Magnoliopsida; Fabales; Fabaceae.
GACUCGGGAUUCGUUCCUUAUACGCUCCACCAAACCCAAAACAAGAGGACACGUAGUCGCAUGGACCCAUGCUCCGUUUUUCUUUCUCUUCUCUCCAUCCCACACUUCAUUUCCAUGCAAUGCAUCCAACUCUCCAAACACCAACUCUAUAUAUACUAAACCCAACCUAUCUAGCUCCUGUUACUUUUCAUUCACACAAUUCCUCAAACACCUUGCAACAACAUGCAACUCCGGAUACAACACUGCUAAACACCAAUGGCUUCCACCAUCGCUCCCGCAAUGCCUUCCACCUCCACCGACCCCGACCCCGACGCUGCCGUCAGGGCGGUUAGGAAACGCUACGAGGGCCUUCUCACAGUGCGCACGCGCGCGAUCAAAGGCAAAGGCGCGUGGUACUGGGCCCAUCUCGAGCCCACUCUCCUCGGCAACGCGGUCAAGCUCAAGUGCUCCCUCUGCGACUCUCUCUUCUCCGCUUCCAACCCUUCUCGAACCGCUUCCGAGCAUCUCAAGCGUGGUACGUGUCCCAAUUUCAACCACUCCUCCUUGCCUUCACCGUCUCCUAUUUCUACCGUGCUCUCCCAUUCCAACAACGGCAGAAAGAGAACCUCCUCCUCAGCCUCUCCGAAUCAGGACCGCUCCGUUCAGCAUUUGAUGUUGUCUGGAGGGAAAGAUGAUUUGUGUGCUCUCGCUGUUUUCGAGGACAGUGUGAAGAAGCUCAAGAGUCCUAGGAAUUUGUCGCAUGUUGCUCCUCCUGAGUUGACCCAGGACCAGGUUAACUCCGCUGUUGAAUUACUGGCAGAUUGGUUCUACGAGUCUUGUGGUUCUGUGCCUCUCUCUUCUCUUGAACACCCCAAGUUUCAGUCCUUUCUCACCCAGCUUGGUUUGCCGGUGACUCUGUUGAGACGCGAGAUAUAUUGUUCUAGGCUCGAGGAUAGGUUCGGGGCGGUCAAGGCCGAGUCCGAAGCUAGAAUCCGAGACGCACUGUUUUUUCAAGUGGGGUGUGAUGGUUGGAAGGGCGAGGAUGGUGUGGCGAAGUUCAUAGUGAACCUUCCGAAUGGGACUAGCGUGUUCCACAAGGUGGUGCUUGGUGGGGAGGUGGUGUCGUCUAAGUAUGCUGAGGAGAUUUUGUGGGAGGUGGUGAAGGGUGUUUGUGGAAGUGAUGUGCAGAGAUGUGUUGGGAUUGUUGCCGACAGGUUUAAGGGUAAGGCGUUGAGGAACUUGGAGGUUCAGAACCAUUGGAUGGUGAAUGUUGCUUGUCAGGUUCAGGGGUUCACGGGUUUGAUCAAGGAUUUUAGCAACAACUUACCACUUUUCAGGGUUGUCACUGAAAAUUCACUCAAGGUUGCUAAUUUUAUCAACACUGAGUCUCAAGUUAGGGGUAGUUUCCUAAGGUACCGAAUGCAGGAACUGGAAUGUGCUGGGCUGGUUCGGGUUCCCUCUCCAAAAUUUGACGUGUUGAAGGACUUUACGUCUGUGUUUCCGAUGCUGGAGGACAUCCUGAGAUGUGCUGCCGUGAUCCAAAUGGUGGUGAUGGAGGACGCGUUUAAGGUGGCUUGUAUGGAGGACCCACUGGCCAGAGAGAUUGCCGGGAUUGUUCAGAGUGAGGGAUUCUGGAAUGAACUGGAGGCGGUUUAUUCGCUGGUGAAGCUCAUCAGAGGAGUGGUUCAGGACAUUGAGGCUGAGAGGCCGUUGGUUGGUCGGUGUUUGCCUCUCUGGGAGGAGGUUAGAACCAAGGUGAAGGAGUGGUGUGUUAAGUACAGUAUUGUGGUUGAACCCGUAGAGGAAAUACUUGAAAAUCGAUUUAGGAAGAAUUAUCACCCUGCAUGGUCAGCUGCAUUUAUACUUGAUCCUCUUUACUUGAUUAAAGAUUCGUGUGGAAAGUACCUUCCUCCGUUCAAGUGCUUAACUCGUGAACAAGAGAAAGAUGUCGAUAAGUUAUUGACGAGGCUGGCUUCACGAGAAGAAGCUCAUGUGGUGUUGAUGGAGCUCAUGAAGUGGAGAUCAGAAGGGCUUGACCCUCUUUAUGCACAGGCUGUGCAGAUGAAACAACAAGACCCCAUUACAGGGAAGAUGAAGGUAGCAAAUCCACUUAGCAGUAGACUUGUUUGGGAAACUUGCCUCAGCGAAUUUAAAUCCUUACGGAAGCUUGCAGUGAGGCUCAUUUUUCUGCAUGCAACCUCAUGUGGGUUUAAGAGUAAUUAUUCUUUCAUCAGGAAGCUUUCUGCUCAGAAGCACUCGAGAAUUUCCUUGGAAAGAGCUCAGAAAAUGAUAUAUGUUGCAGCUCAUGCCAAGCUUGAAAGACGAGAUUUUUCCAAUGAGGAAGAGAAAGAGGCAGAACUGCUUGCCAUGGAAAGCAGUGAUGAUGGCAUGCUGGCUGUAGUCUUUGCCGAUACACCCCUAAUAGGUGGCAUUGCUUGAAGCAGUAGGGUGGGUAGCAAACCGGACUUGGUCGCGACGUGGGUCAACCUCGGAAGAACAUGAAAAGGAAUCUUUGUGGCCGCAGAAGCACUUCUCAUAGAUAAUCCUGCAUAUCUACUGGAGUGUUUGUUUCUGACAAAUGGUGAGGCCCACCAUGGUGGAAGUGGCUGUCCAUGUCACUGCUUUGGUUGUCAUGGUCAAAGAAAAGUGAGGUUUGCGGAAUGAACCGUUUGGCUUACCAUGAUUGCUAAAAAGUUUGGGAGAAAGUUAAAAUAAGGAGUAUAGGGAAAGAAAAUCAAAGUGAAAGCAAGGAGGCCUGUCGGCAUAAGGAGGUGCAUAAUAUGGGUCAGGGGAUAAUAUUUCAAUAAGCUGCAUAAUAAAAGCAUUUUUUGCAUGUACGUUCAGGGGAUUAUUCUAAUUUUUAACCAUGGCAGUUCUAGAGUUGGUGGUGAUGACAUCUCAGAUCACUCUUUACCCUUAUUGUCGUAGUCAUAUCAUACGUACAUGAGUUCCUUUUUAGUGUCAUACUUUUGCAGACCUGAGAAAUUGAUGUAAAGAUUAUUCUGACAUAUGACACACACUAUCAAUUUAAUGCAUG